Gallus gallus (chicken) is the source of this 7430-nucleotide messenger RNA. It is a transcript of the gene SLA, whose product is annotated as Src like adaptor. NCBI's taxonomy places the organism in Eukaryota, Metazoa, Chordata, Aves, Galliformes, Phasianidae. Bases 5601 to 6449 code for a protein of 282 amino acids. The record is from RefSeq and is a predicted model, not a curated record. The transcript is spliced from 7 exons. Gene Ontology annotation, molecular function: protein binding.
CCAUUUGGCAAAGGCUGCUCUACAUGACAGUGUGAACUUCACAACACGCGCAUUCGCCUGGCUGCUCCUUGGCUUGAUCAGCUAACCUCUGGCAGCAUGAGAGCAGUGUUGUGACUACGGCUUGGCUAAGAAAUACUGCAACUUGGAGUAUCAUGCCUAGCAUUUGAAGGUAAAAAUUAAUCUGAUGCAUUUUAGAUUAUCUGCAGACAGGAUCAAGUCCUCCUUUUUUUCUUCUUCUUCUUUUUUUUUUUUUUUUUUUUCUAUAUAAAGGGGAACUUUAUUUCUUUAGUAAUUACAGCAUUCAGACCAUGGAUUUCGAGUACCACCUAAGGUAGAAUAAGAAAAGCCUGCCUUUAUCCUUUUCAUAAGGACUGGUACUAAACAUGGAAGGAACAAGAAGUGUUUGGUACGUGGACUAAAUGAUCUUAGGGGUCACUUCCAACCUUAAUGAUUUUACAUUUUAAUGAUUCUAUUUCUACUGAAAGCUGGCAUUAAGAAAGACGCAUAGGACCUCAUGCUGCAGCAAAACGUAGCUCACUGAAACACAAAAUAUGAGAAAUGUCAUGGACAGAUUAGUGGGCUUUUUUCUCAAAAGGUUAAAAGUUUGCAUGAUGUGGUAUUACUGUACUUAGAUUUUUGCAUUUGAAUUACCUUGAUCACGAUAUCACCUUGCUCUUUCUUAUGACAAAGAUACAAGUGUCUAAAAAUUGAAAGGAUGCUAAUUUUAAUUAAUGAUGAAUUAAGGGAAAUUCACGUAGAAAAUUCAGUUUGUUAAAUCAAAGCUUUUUUUUUUUUUUUCUCUCUGAAAACAAACAAACAAAAACCCAACAGGUUGCUGUUAUCUUCAUUUUCAGGCUAAAUGAAAUUCAGAUUUUACAUGUGGACAUUAUUGAGACUUGUAUUCUAAGACCUUGAAGGUAUAGAUGUCAAAAUCAGGUAACAAAAAUAAAAUAGGGUAUAACAUACCAAGAAUGAUAAUAUUUCCUCAUUUUACUAGUCUGCAGUAUUCCCUGUGGAACAGCUUUUCUUGGGUGCUUACAUUUUGGUUUUUUACUUCUCUUAUUAUUUCUGUUUCUUUAUGUUUACUAAUCUUUGAUCAUUUUAAAUAUAACUUUGAAAAAAUCCUUACCAAGCAAUGGAAUUUCCUCCAUGCUCUGCUAUUUAAGUGCAACAAAGUCACGUUUUCUUAGAGAACAGGUUAUGUGAGAGGAAAUUAUUACUACGUGUGCUGCUUGCAGGAACGGAAGGUGCAAAUUGUACAGCAGGUUUUUGUGAUGCGUGAUUUAGGUCAGUAAGAUUUCAGCCUGAAAUGGUUUCAUAUUUGCCAAGAGUCCUGCCCUUAACAAAUAGGAUAUAAAACAGAACUGGGACUGCUGAUGUUUCUUUGCAUUCCAUUUGGUUACAAAAAUAAAGCAGUAAAGCCCACCAGGUUGCAGUAGGAGUGGGUUUACAAACUGCUGUGUCUGCAGCAACACGCUUUCCCUAAGCAAUAGGUGCACGAAUUGAAAGGGCCAAAGCUGGGGAAACUGAAAACGUAGUCUUAAUGGUUAAAAUAAGGUUUUCACACAAGCCAGAGGAGGUGGACAAAGAGCAGGCAGAGCCAACCUUCCACCUGCAUGUAGAGCUGGGCUUGAUUUGCAUUCCAACAGCUGCACUCCUCAGUGCAGGAUUUGGGGUUGCUACUACAAGGUAAGUUUGGAACCCAUCACCUCACCUCAGUUCUUCCCAAACAGCUGUUGGUGGGCAAUUUUGUUUGGUCUCUACUUGUAUAUGAAACUCGAGCCCUGGAACAGAUUCUCUAUUUCAAAAGAAUGUCAUCUAUAAAACUAUUGUUGCUCCGAUAUUUACUUAAAUGAUAAAGAAUGAGUUCAGCAGCAAGAUGCUCUACAGUUUCCUGUUAAGUCUAUUUUUGCAGAGCAUCUCAAAAUUUGAGAAAACCAUCAUACAAUUUAUCAUAAAGUGGUACAAUGAAUGUAGGUUAAGCUGUUAAUACUCAAUACAAGCACAAACUACUUAAAUUUUUAAGAUCUACCAUGUACUUAAGAGUUUUGUUCAGUGUUGCUUUAGAAAUACUUAGAACACAAAUUAAUGCACUGCUACCCUAAAAACAGUGAUGUGUCACUGCCAGCAUGCAAGUAGAAACAACCUUCUCCCUGCCCAACUUCCCAUUUCUUCCAUUUCUAUCCUAUUUUAUAAUGUCUGAGAGUUGAGCCGUAGCUUGGGACAUUCACUCCACCACCUUUAAUGGAACAGCAGACACCUUCACUCUGCCCAAACACACAAUGACAGGUGUUCUUGGUGGGAAACCCAGGCCUGAAAUGUCAUUUUCCAUUUAAUCACUUUGGAUUAGCAAACCAAUGGCAGAAGCCCUUUCCAUUUGCUUAUUUUUGUUAUUGAACACUUCUGCUUUGAAUUUAGAGAAUAUCUUGAUGUUUCUGCCACCUUCAAGAUUUUAUGCUGCCACCAGUAGCAAUUAGCGACACUGAAACUUAGCCUGGAAAAUGUAAUGAAGCAGAGCAAACUGUCGUGCUAGUGACAUCAAAGUCCAGAAUGCCAAUGUGCGUCACUGUUACUGAAAGUACUUCGUAACACUUUUAUUUUCCGUAAGUCAGAUUCUUCUAAAUGAACAGCACUAAGCUACACACUCCUCCAUCCUGUUGACAGAAACAAGGUCAUACAAAGCGACAACUUGUAUGGUAGAAGCGAGCCAAGCUAGUUUUCCAUGUGGUCUACAGAGAUACAAAGUAGGCACAUGGUGUUAUCCAUACUCAAUCCUUCUGGACUAGACAGAAGCAAUUAAAUUCCCAGCUGUGUAUCAGCAAACCUUCAAGAACGUAUCAGGUGUUUUUAAAACAAUGCUGAGUUUUGACCCCUAUAUACCACUAGGGAAAAGAAAGUGCCUUGCUCAACAGGUCUCUUCUCCCACACAACUAGUGAUAGGACAAGAGGGAAUGGCCUUUUAAGCUGCACGAGGUAAGGCUCAGGUUGGAUAUUAGGAAAAAUUUCAUCUCCAAAGGAGUGGUCAGAUUCUGGAAUGGGCUUCCCACAGAGGUGUUUGAGUCAUCGUCCCUGUAGGUGUUCAAGAAACAUUCAGAUGUUGCACUAAGGGACAUGGUUUAAUGGGGAAAUAUUACUGGUAGGCGGACAGUUGCACUGGAUCAUCUUGGAGGUCCUUUCCAACCUUGGUGAUUCUAUGAUUCUAUGAUUCUAAAAGCGUCGUCUUUUUAGAAAGUUUCUAAGUGCAGGGUAAAACUUUCAGAAGUUUUUCCAUAAUAUACACAUGCUCCACUUUACUUUUCCAAGUGACUCAGGUACCCCUGACAAUAGUAUCCACUCUAUCAGUGUAUCUUAAGAGAGUGAAAAAAGGUCUUGAAAGCAGUGUACCACCAGUCUGCUCAGUGGUAGGAUGACUUGCUUUUCUGGCUCUCAAAUACCAGGAGAUCAAGAAUAAAGGGGCACACAGAGGUAGGACUGUAUUAUUUUUGUGUGUUUCUUUGUGACACAAAAUUCGAAUACAAUUCUCAUUCAACUGUCACGUAUGUUAAAAUUCUAAAUGGGGACAACCAUGUUGCCAUGUUUGGCACCUUUCUGGAAUUGCACAAGCUUCUGGUAAGUGCAGCUCGGCAUCAGCUUAGCUAGAGAUGAACUGCCUUUUUAAGUGUUAGAAAAAUAUAAUUACUGCAGGACAGUGAAGAUUCUGUGUGGGUAUUUAUCCCACCUAUCUGGCUGAGCUUUUCAGCCCCGUAGAGCUCUCUACUGUCAUGUUUAGGAAAUUUUGCUGGCUGAUUUGAAGAUGCAUCUGGAAAGUCUAUAAUAUCUGUACCAAAGCACUGGCUGCCCUAUUACUUUGCCUAUACCUGUUAUUCUUGAUGGUAUAUAAAUGAGAAAAAGUACUGAAGAAAUUAAACCUAGGUCUUGAAGAAAAAGUAUUCAAAGUUAGUUCAGAAAAUUAUAAUCUUGCAAGUUGAGAGUGCCUGGGAAAAUUAAUUCUGGGUUUAGUUAUAGAAACUGAGAUGUAUUUUAAUGGAGAAUAAUCUAGAAUAUUCUAUCAAGAGUGACUGUUUGUUCAAAUAUAAGUGUCCAUAUAAGUAUAUUUAAAUGUUACUUUUUAUCAUUACUAUUCAGCCUGUAGACUCCUUAUAUCAGGCAAUGGAAGUUCUUGUUAAGUAGAUUUGAGUCACUUGUCAGAAAGACACUGGUGCAGCUGCAUCCUGCAGAUGUGUCACAAACUGGAUCCUAAACACAGACAGCAAAAAGGACAAUGUGCCACUUGGUCGGUGAAAUAUAGGCAUCUACCAAAAGCCUUUGGGAACAGAACUACGAAGUUUGAAAAGCAGAUGGAGUCGGACUGCGCACUGCCAUUCUGUUUUAGCAUUGAUCUGCUUCCCCUUGAGUAGAGGCAAAGUAUUUUUCUUUGAAUAGUAUUUUAUUCUCAAAGGUGUCUAAUUUUCUCUAAGAUUUCAAAUAUGCAUUGUAUUAAGCACUAUCAUCAAUUUCCAAGACAGUUAAUAGUAACGUAUCACUGACUUCAGCAGUACUGCUUUGCAAGCUAGACACCGCUCCAACUAUCACUGUCAGGCACUUGCCUGUCAUAAGAAAAGCUUCCCAAAGGCAGCAAUCAGCUUCAAAAUAUCUAUAAUAGAGAGGACUGAAAGAUACAGAUGGCACAUCACUUUGGUAUAAAUGCACAGAGUGCUGGAGGAUCGUAUUUUUCAGGGAGAAAAUUACAAAAGUAUUUUUUUUUUUUUUUAAAUCACAGGUUAUUAGCUAGCAGUGCUUAGUUAUUUUAACGUACAAUUUUGAACAAAUACAGCUUCUUCUGCUCUGCCUCUGCGAAUCUAGGAUAGCAGAUGAGAAUCAGAAUGGGUACAUGAGAAUGGAUUCUCCCUGUCGUUAUUUUAGUUCCACUACUGGCUGACAAAGCGUUUCUCAUACAUUCACCCAAUGGACAAAAUUCUGAAGAAUUUGUGCUCCUGCAGGAGGAGUGUUCUAAGAUCAGAUGUUUGGGGGCAAUGUGUUACUUUUAAGAAAAGAAGAAAAAAAAGGGGGGGGGGGGGGGGGGGGAGAAGAGGAAAAAAAAAGAGGAGAAAAGCAUUGCCCGCAUUUGCUGAGAUCACAACUGCAUCAGAAGAAAACCACCGAGCAGGAUUCUUAAUGUUCAGCAAUAAAGCAACACAGUACACAGAGCUGAAAACAGAUACGUCAAUCUAAUUAACUUCUCUGUAGCUUAAGAACUCCAAGUGCUGCAAAGAACAUUUUUAUACACAGAUGUCUGUACGGGCAUGGCUUUGCUGUGACUUCCUAUUGUGCUGAGGUACUGGUAAUGGAAACUUUUACUACAUUAUGUUCUUCUGAGCAACUUCCCUAGCUGUGGUUUUCUGCUAUUCCCCUGAUAAAAGCACCAGAGUGGUGAGAGUUUAGCAAAUAUGUAAAACUCUCACAUGAAUUUGAGACACAUUCUCAAAAGUAAAGCUGUAUAACAUUGGAGACACCAAAACUGGGUUAUUUUUCAUGUGUUGGCACAGCAGGUGUUCUGCAGUUUAAAUGCAAUGUUUUCUUUUAUUUAGUUCUGAAGAGCUUUGACGGAAUUAGAGAACACAAUGGGAAACACUAUGAAAACACCGAGAGCCUCUGCAGAAGGAGGAGAAGAAACAAAUGUGGCAAGCUCAACGGGUCAGGAGAGUGAUUUCCUUGCUGUCCUCUAUGACUAUCCCUCAGCAGACAUAAGCCAACCUAUAUUUCAUGUAGGAGAAAAACUACGUGUGCUAUCAGAUGAAGGAGGUUGGUGGAGAGUCCAUUCCCUUACAACAGGACGAGAGAAUUAUAUUCCAGGGAAAUAUGUAGCAAAGGUUUAUCAUGGCUGGCUAUUUGAAGGGCUGGGAAGAGAGAAAGCAGAGGAACUUCUACAGCUCCCCAACACCAAGGUCGGCUCCUUCAUGAUCAGAGAGAGUGAGACUAGGAAAGGAUUAUAUUCCUUGUCAGUACGGCACAGGGAGGUGAAACAUUACAGGAUCUUUCGCCUUCCAAAUAACUGGUAUUACAUCUCUCCACGGCAAACCUUUCAGUGCCUUGAAGACCUCGUGAAUCACUACUCAGAAGUUGCUGAUGGUCUCUGCUGUGUCCUUACAACACCCUGCCUUACCCAGUGCACUAACAACCACAGCAUAAUGAAUCAAGUUCCUCCUGUGGUGAUGCGGAAUAAAAACUUCAACUGGAGAAGCAUUCACAGGCUGGAGAUGACUGGAGAUACGGAAAGCACGCUGGCAGCAAUAGAUGAUUCCUGUCUCAGCUAUGGCCUGAGGGAAAGCAUUGCUUCCUACCUCUCCUUGACAGGGGAUGACAACUCUUCAUUUGUAAGUGCCAGAAAGAAGAAAGCACAGUCUCUUAUAUACACAGGGAGCAAGCAGAAGAGUACCCUUCAAUUGCCACCUACAUAUUAUGAGGACUGACCCUGAGACUACAAGGGAGAAAAUGGAAGUUGAGCACUUAGAAAAAAAUAAAAGAGCAUCCCCUGGUCCUGCAGUACUUCAACAACUGAGAGAUAAUGCACACCAGCUGGUGAUCAAACUCUGACUGUGCUUCUGCAUUUCCUCAUCUGAAGGUUAACCAGAGACCUUUGUAAGGGUACUAUCUCAUGCCAUAUACUGGAAUUGUGCUAUGUGCACCUGAGAUUAGAAACUGUUCACCAGCAAGAUAAACUGAGACACUCUAAGCCAAGAAUCAAGUGAGGCAGAGGAUUCUUCAGUAAGAAUGAUGCCCACCAUUGUACAAAGGUGACUGGAUACGAAAAGACUAACUACAGCUUGAGACUGUAAAUUAUAGUCUUAGUCUAGUACUCUCUACAAGGGUGAAAAUCAUGUUUACAGAAUCUACCUACUCUGAGAGAAAGAGCCUUUUUUCUUCUCCAUACAUACUCAUCAUUAACAGUGAUUUGGAAAGUCCCCAAGAAAAUAUCAAGUAAUUGGCAUUCAAGAGACACCUCGUUAUAUUGACUGUACACAUCUGUCAUUUCUACCUUUGGGGGAAAAAAAAAAAAUGUUAUUAUUGACUUUUCACAUGGCUUUUAAUUCAUAUGGGUGUGAUGGCCUGUUGUGUCACUGAAAGAUCACAAAAUGAAGACCAGGCUUAACUCACUGAGAAGUUCUUGCUAAGGCCUGAGAUGGAAGAACAGGCAUAUCCAAAAGCAGAACUUAACUGCUCUUAAUCCAGUGGAUAUUCAUCAGAGAACAAAGUUUCGUUGGUUGUUUUUUAAAAUGAAAAGUAAAAUAUUGUAAUAUAAUGCCUAACUGCAAAGGUAGGCUUGCAAAGGAGUGACUUUUGAGUAGAGGACAGAACUUGAACUUCAUCUCCUGAAGGCACGCCAUAUUUAUGUAUAAUAUUUAUAUUAAUAUCAGCUUUUUAAUAAUUAAACUAAUAGAACAAAUCAGAAA